UGGCUACCCAGUGGCCCCGCUGCUCCCAUGGAUCCGCUGAACCUGUCCUGGUACGAUGACGAUCUGGAGAGCCGGAACUGGAGCCGGCCCUUCAAUGGGUCUGAAGGGAAAGCCGACAGGCCCCAGUACAACUACUACGCUAUGCUGCUCACCCUGCUCAUCUUCGUCAUCGUCUUCGGCAACGUGCUGGUGUGCAUGGCUGUGUCCCGCGAGAAGGCGCUUCAGACCACCACCAACUACCUGAUCGUCAGCCUCGCUGUGGCCGACCUCCUGGUGGCCACGCUCGUCAUGCCCUGGGUGGUCUACCUGGAGGUGGUGGGCGAGUGGAAAUUCAGCAGGAUUCACUGUGACAUCUUUGUCACUCUGGAUGUCAUGAUGUGCACAGCAAGCAUCCUGAACCUGUGUGCCAUCAGCAUUGACAGGUACACAGCCGUGGCCAUGCCCAUGCUCUACAACACGCGCUACAGCUCCAAGCGCCGAGUCACCGUCAUGAUCAGCGUCGUCUGGGUCCUGUCCUUCACCAUCUCCUGCCCACUGCUCUUUGGACUCAACAACGCAGACCAGAACGAAUGCAUCAUCGCCAACCCCGCCUUCGUGGUCUACUCCUCCAUCGUCUCCUUCUACGUGCCCUUCCUCGUUACCCUGCUGGUCUACAUCAAGAUCUACAUCGUCCUCCGCAGGCGGCGCAAGCGGGUCAACACUAAGCGCAGCAGCCGGGCUUUCAGGGCCAACCUGAAGGCCCCACUCAAGGGCAACUGCACUCACCCUGAGGACAUGAAACUCUGCACCGUUAUCAUGAAGUCUAAUGGGAGUUUCCCUGUGAACAGGCGGAGAGUGGAGGCUGCCCGCCGAGCCCAGGAACUGGAAAUGGAGAUGCUCUCCAGCACCAGUCCGCCCGAGAGGACCCGGUACAGCCCCAUCGCACCCAGCCACCACCAGCUGACCCUCCCCGACGCACCCCACCACGGCCUCCACAGCACACCUGACAGCCCUACCAAACCAGAGAAGAACGGACAUGCCAAAGACCACCCCAAGAUUGCCAGGAUCUUUGAGAUCCAGUCCAUGCCCAAUGGCAAAACCCGGACCUCUCUCAAGACCAUGAGCCGCAGGAAGCUCUCCCAGCAGAAGGAGAAGAAAGCCACCCAGAUGCUCGCCAUUGUUCUCGGCGUGUUCAUCAUCUGCUGGCUUCCCUUCUUCAUCACCCACAUCCUGAACAUACACUGUGACUGCAACAUCCCGCCCGUCCUGUACAGCGCCUUCACGUGGCUGGGCUAUGUCAACAGCGCCGUGAACCCCAUCAUCUACACCACCUUCAACGUUGAGUUCCGCAAGGCCUUCCUGAAGAUCCUACACUGCUGA
This is a messenger RNA of Mesoplodon densirostris (Blainville's beaked whale), 1359 nucleotides long. It is a transcript of the gene DRD2, whose product is annotated as dopamine receptor D2. Lineage: Eukaryota; Metazoa; Chordata; Mammalia; Artiodactyla; Ziphiidae. The coding region runs from base 28 to 1359 and encodes 443 amino acids. The transcript has 7 exons. The record is from RefSeq and is a predicted model, not a curated record. Gene Ontology annotation, cellular component: glutamatergic synapse; presynaptic membrane. Gene Ontology annotation, molecular function: G protein-coupled receptor activity; dopamine neurotransmitter receptor activity, coupled via Gi/Go. Gene Ontology annotation, biological process: adenylate cyclase-activating adrenergic receptor signaling pathway; adenylate cyclase-inhibiting dopamine receptor signaling pathway.